Messenger RNA from Erinaceus europaeus (western European hedgehog), 1539 nucleotides. It is a transcript of the gene RLBP1, whose product is annotated as retinaldehyde binding protein 1. Gene Ontology annotation, cellular component: membrane. Lineage: Eukaryota; Metazoa; Chordata; Mammalia; Eulipotyphla; Erinaceidae. Gene Ontology annotation, molecular function: phosphatidylinositol bisphosphate binding. The transcript has 8 exons. The record is from RefSeq and is a predicted model, not a curated record. Bases 194 to 1147 code for a protein of 317 amino acids.
UCCUUGUGACCCACUAAUUCCAGCCUGCUGACUGGACCACGCCCCUCGCAGAGGAAACCUCCCCAGUUCCCAGAGGACUCAGGUGGCCCCAAGAAGAAGCUGCUGACCUGGGAGGGCAGAGGCUGCCUGCAGAGACCAGGGUGUUAUAAGUGCUUCCCCCUCCCCGCAAGACUCCAGAUCUUCCAGAGGCAUCAUGGCAGAGGAGGUGGGCACGUUCCGCCUGGUCCCGGAGGAGGAGCAGGAGCUCCGUGCUCAGCUAGAGCGGCUCACCACCAAGGACCACGGGCCUGUCUUUGGUCAGUGCAGCCAGCUGCCCCGCCACACCUUGCAGAAGGCUAAGGACGAGCUGAAUGAGCGGGAGGAGUCUCGGGAGGCGGCUGUGCAGGAGCUGCUGGAGCUGGUGCGGGAGCAGGCGGCCUCUGGGCAGGAGCUGGCCCAGGCCGUGGCCGACAGGGUGCAGGGGAGGGACAGCGCCUUCCUGCUUCGCUUUGUCCGCGCAAGGAAGUUCCAUGUGGGGCGCGCCUACGAGCUGCUGAGAGGAUAUGUGAACUUCCGGCUGCAGUACCCCGAGCUCUGUGACAGCCUGUCCCCUGAGGCCGUCCGCAGCACCAUCGAGGCGGGCUACCCCGGGGUCCUCUCCAGUCGGGACAAGUACGGCCGGGUGGUCCUGCUCUUCAACAUUGAGAACUGGGACUCUGAAGAGAUCACCUUUGACGAGAUCUUGCAGGCCUAUUGCUUCAUCCUGGAGAAGCUUCUGGAAAAUGAGGAAACUCAGAUCAAUGGCUUCUGCAUCAUUGAGAACUUCAAGGGUUUUACCAUGCAGCAGGCUGCUGGGCUGCGGCCUUGUGACCUCAGGAAGAUGGUGGACAUGCUCCAGGAUUCCUUCCCAGCCAGGUUCAAGGCCAUUCACUUCAUCCACCAGCCCUGGUACUUCACCACCACCUACAAUGUGGUCAAGCCCUUCCUGAAGAGCAAGCUGCUCCAGAGGGUCUUUGUCCAUGGAGAUGACCUCUCCAGCUUCUUCCAGGAGAUCGAUGAGAACAUCCUGCCCGCCGACUUCGGGGGCACGCUGCCCAAGUAUGACGGCAAGCUGGUGGCCGAGCAGCUCUUUGGGCCCCGGGCCCAAGGCGAGAGCACAGCCUUCUGAGGGUGUCCCCCGUCUCAAGCUGGAGUUAGCACCCCUGGGCCUCUCCUCAGUUGUCCUGGAUUCCGAAUGGACGAGGGGCUAUCUGUGGGGACCAUGGUUCCCUUGAACCUGCCUUAGCUUGGGUGAGCUCAGGUGUCCUCUUCCUGAGUCAGGGGACAAUAAAACAAAGCGGCUCCCAAUGAAUAAGAGUUUGGGGGCAGUUGUAUUCUCUGCCUCUGAAGCUUUAGGCCAGUGGAUGCAGUGGGGCUGAAUUUCCAAGAUCUGAAUCGAACGUCUCACUAAUAUCCUCUGUAACAGAAUUUUGCUACUUAGGGUCUGCGAAAACAGGCAAGCAGGCCGGUUUAAUAUCCCCCUCCCCUCAAUAAAAGGAAGAUAGAAGAUGAGGAUUUAAG